Molecule: messenger RNA, 7329 nt
Organism: Tupaia belangeri chinensis (Chinese tree shrew)
Lineage: Eukaryota; Metazoa; Chordata; Mammalia; Scandentia; Tupaiidae
Gene: ALPK2
Product: alpha kinase 2
Exons: 13
Coding region: 276-6743 (2155 amino acids)
Biological process (GO): protein phosphorylation
Molecular function (GO): protein serine/threonine kinase activity; ATP binding
Source: RefSeq, a predicted model, not a curated record
AUGACCUGCUUCAUUCAAGGGCAGGGGAAAAAUGCUGUCCUUCCAGAGCUUCCCUGGACACGAUUCUCCCUCAUAGGGAGCUAUGAGCUUUUUCUGAAAACAGACCCAAUUCCAUGGGAGGGGCCCUGAGCCCUGAAUUCCUUUGAAUCUCUGUCCCGGGAACAGGGACAUCUAAUCAAUGCCUCACACACAGCCUGGAGAGCUCUCAGCCCAGCCAGCCCGCCUACAACGUCCCUUGGACAAAGAAUAUUGAAAAAUUCAUAUGGCAUGAAAGGAUGACAGACUCGGGAGGGCCCCAGAGGCACACCCUCCGUUUUCUAUCUACGUUGCUUUCCCAGAAGGUUCCUGAGAAGUCAGACACCGUGCUCCGCUGCAUCAUAUCUGGUCAGCCCAAGCCAGAGGUAACUUGGUAUAAAAAUGGACAGGUCAUGGACGAGUGUGGCAUGGCUUCCAGUUAUGAAUUCUUUGGGAACCAGUAUAUUCACCUGCUACAUAUUCCUCGCUGUACCCCAAGCGAUGCUGCCGUCUACCAAAUCUCAGCAAAAAACUCUUCCGGCAUGAUCUGCUGCUCUGCUUCCGUUGACGUGGAGUGCUCGUCUGAGAACCCCCACCUCUCCCCUGACCUGCAAGAUGACAGGGACACAGGUUGGAGGCGGGAAUCAGGGACAUGUGAGGAGGAAUGUGCAAAUCGAAUUGAGGAGAAAGGACCUCUUUCUAAGGAAGAAGAGAGUAUCUUGCCAGCUACUCCCACGGCAGCUGAUUCCUCCCCCUCCAAAUUCAGCCAUUUACGCUCAUUGGCCAGUCAUGACCUUGGCGUAUCCAGUUUUGAAAAUCUCUGGGAUGUUAAAGGAUCAAGGCAAACUGAAGAGGCCAAUGACCCAAAUAAACCAAAAGAAGCUGCAGAUGGGUCACUUUUCCUUAGUUCCAGUGACACUCUCGAAAAGCAAGCUUCGUGUUGCCACAGGACGGUGCAUUCCCAAGUAUCAAGGUUAACGAAUGGUGGCCUCCACAGUGACGGCCUUAAUGAUCAGGUCGCAAACUCCGGUCAUCAAUAUUCCAAAGCGCAGAAAUACAUCAGCCUCAGCCUACCGUUGUCUGAGGGAGCUGCAGGCCCUGGUGACAGGGCCACCGUCAGCAAGCCACUCAGCCCGCAGGCUUCCAGUGAAGACUCUGACAGCGACUAUGAACUUUGCCCAGAGAUAACCCUAACCUGCACAGAGGAGUUUUCAGAAGAUGACCUGGAGUAUCUGGAAUGUUCCGAUGUUCUGACAGAUUACUCUAAUGCAGUUUGGCAAAGGAACCUGCAGGGGACUGAGCAUGUUUUUUUAUUAGAAAGCGAUGACGAAGAGACGGAAUUCGGGGAGAGUGGCCUGGGGGGGUGUGAGCAUUUCCUCAGUGAGAUGGGUUGUGGGCCUUGGGUGUCGGGUGACACUGGGCCUAGGGAUGCCACCGCUGGCCUCUGCGGUUAUCACUCACAAUCCCCACAAGUGGGGCCAAGGAGUGGUGGGGCCUCCGGACACAGUCCCUCAUCCUCCCAAACAGGGAUGACUCUUACUUUGGGACCUCACCAGGAUGGGACAUCGACGGUGACAGAGCAGGGGAGAUAUAAGCUCCCCACUGCUUCUGAAGCUGCUGAAAAUGAUUAUCCAGGAAUUCAAGGAGAAACGAGAGACAGCCACCAAGCAGGAGAGGAAUUCGCCAGUGACAAUCUGCUGAACAUGGAGAAAGCAGCGACAGAGACACAGAGGAAGCCCUUGGCUGGUGAGUUAGAAAAGCCAGGGAUGAACCAGUGUUCGGAGACCCUGAAUGAGAAAAGAGCAGGGGAAACGGACUUAGGGAGCAGGAGGGGCUCCCAGAGACCUGGCAGGGGGAGGCGGCCAGGAAUGAAGGGAAAACCCAAGAAGGCGAUCACCAGCCUCCAAGAACAUGCAACGGAAGGCGCCCUUAAUCCCCUCCAUCCCGCAGAGCCUGCUCAGUGCCCACUAACCCAGAGUGAUAAGAGAGAGACGUCGCAGGCCACAGCAGAAGCUACUGCUCAGGACUCCCACAGUCCCGCAGGAGAAUGUGCUAUUCCCACCCAGGCAGGGGAGGACACCAUGCUGCUUCAAACCCCCACGGACUCACUCCCCAGAAGAGGAGACGCCAACGUCCAUGGCGACGCAGGGAUGCAGGUUGACAGCCUAUUUGAAACAAGCCAGGCUCCAGACCACAGUGAUCAUCCUCAGGUGCAAAUUCAAGAAACAACCAGGGAGCGAAUCUCUCGCAGCCAGACGCCAGCUUUCUCAGAGCCUGCUGGAAAGGAGGCGCCGUUCCCUGGGACCACGACGAAUUCGUCCCCUAGGGUAGCAGGGAUCCAGGAGGCAAGCAUACUGGCCCAACACCUGGAGGUAGAAAGUGGCACUCAAGACCCACCACGUGAAGAAGAAGACAGAGAAAGCAGCACCCUUGGCUGUCGCUGGGAAGCCCUAGAACCUGUCCCAGAAACCACCGAUGACAACGUGUUCUCAGAAGAGCUCUCGGUACAUACCCUCCAGGAGACCCGUGCUGACCACAGGGAGCCCGAGGCUCUCUCUGUUGCCUGCCCUGACCCCACAGACACUGCCCUCCCCCUGGGAAACGCAUGCAAUGGGCCAAAGGACAGAGAAGCCGCGUGUGUGCUGCGGUACCUGGACCAAGGAACAUGUUGUGAAGCCAUGGAGUCUCCUGUUGUCGUGCCGGUUGGUAAAUAUUUGUCUCAAGAAUUUUGCUCCACGGACAUGGAGCUGGUGGGUCAAGACAGAGUGACUGAUUUAUGUCCUCCUGCUGACAAGACACUGGACGUUCUUUCUCGAACACAAGGUUCUGAGAUUCCACAGUCGUGCAAGAGCAGUGAGGGUAGAAACUCAGCCAUAUCCCCUCUUUUUAUAAAUACUUUCAGCUGGAAUAUUUCACACAAGCCCAGUGGAGUUACUGCAGGAGGAGAUCCAGCCGAGGUAGGGAAUUCCACCUGCACGUUGGCCUCCACAGUGCAGGCUGGCCAGGCCAGGCUGAGUCCCAGCCACUCAGAAGGGCUGGAGGAAACGCUACUCCUUUCUUCAGAGAGGGACUCCUCUGAGCAAUUUAAAGAAGGAAGUGAUGAGAGCCCCAGGACCAGUGCCCCAGAAACCCCAGUUACCCCGGACACUUCAGCCAGUCAUGGUUCAAUCACGAAGCUUCCUCAGGAGAAGCCAACAGCAGCAGCGGCUACUACAGAGUGUCUUCAGGUGACCAGCGAGACAGAGGACACAUCAACAAUUACUGCUGCCUCCAAGGCCCAUGCAGUCAAACACCGUGCCGCCUCAGUUGCUGAGAAUGACCAAGAAGAUGAGGAGCACUCACCUCAGACUCCAGAUGAAAAUAUUCCCCGACUUCCUUCUGACAUACAGUUGGGGUACGUUUUAAGUGGUGCUGAAGAGAGGCUUUGCAUGGUGCCCAGAGUACCAGGAAUCGACAGCCAUGUUCCCCAGCUCCCAGAGGAAGAGGGUCUUUGUGGAGAUUUCUCUCUUCAGAUCGAUAAUCAGUCUGCAGAUAAGAGCCUGGUCACGGACAGGGCAGACAAGAGCCUUGGACAGGGCUCCCAAGAAAAAGGAAAUGAAACACAGCAGACGGGCUGGCAGAGGAGCUUGUGCCAGCAUGGUUCUCCUUCUGCAGCCGAUGUCCAGGGAAGGUUGCCCCCCACAUCUGCCGGACAAGAGGACAUGAGCCUGGUGCCCUCAGAUCACUCACCGUCAAACUCUAGGGAAGAGCGAGGGCAGAACGCAGGCCCGAGGACCAGUGUCUCCCUGGUGGCUGAUGCCACUGUGCAAGAGGACAGUCAGGCUCUGAGUAGUAUUCCCUCUCUGUCUAAGAGCCUCUUGGAGGAGUCCCAAGAGACUACAGCAGGAAACUGGGAAGUAGGCAAGAAGCUGAAGAUCAUAACUCUAGAGGCUUCCAGUCCAGAACUCUGGCCACCAGGACAACAGGCAAAUUCUGAGUACAAGGGAUCAGAAGCUGGCAUUCUGGCUCCUAACCAGGCCUGGGCUGUGUCUACCAUUCUGAAGGCCGCUGCCUCCGAACUGGAGCCCUUUGCAAAAGCGCCAUCAGCUCACGGGCCUCACGAUGAGUCCGACUUAGCCCUGGCUGAUGACAAAGGAAUGCGUGAAGGUGGAGGCCCAGACAGAAGCGCACCUUGGUAUGGAUUUUGCUCCCAGCCUUCGAGCCAGUCUGGAUUCCUGGAGUCCUCUGUGGACCCUGUAGAUGGGAAGGAAUUAUAUGCCGCACAUUCAUGCUGGGAGGCUUCUGAAGUGGGAGGGAAGGAGACUGCGAGUCAAGACCAGGAGGAAAACCACCUCAGGGCGCACCACCCUGUCUUCUCUAAGCGGUUUCUGGCCUGCCCCAAACUCCUAGAGUCCUCCGUAGAUCCAGUUGAUGAGACAGGCAUGAUGGAGCAUGCAUGGGUCGAGAAAGCUGAGCCUUCAGGAUCCACGCUGGGGCUCAGCAGAGAGGGGGGGACAUCAGCUGCUGGGAACUUAGGUCGGAGUGUGGAAGUCCAUCCUGCCAUUUUGCAAGUUCCAUGUCCUCAGGGAAGUGGGGAAGCGAUUCUAAGUGAGAACAGAAUCAACAGAAACCAAGAAGACGAGAGUGGGGAGGCCAAGCUAAGUCAGCCUGACGAAGCCUGCGUGGACGUCAGAUCUGCUGCCUGGCAUGCUCCGUGCCCUGAUGGCAGUGGAGAAAGAAUUCCAGGUGGACAUGGCAUUAGCCGAACACAAGAAGGUAGUGACAGAAGCUCAGGGGUGGCCACACCAUGCAAAGAGGACCAAGCAGAACUUGGUUCGCCCAGCUCCCCUCUUCCCAGUUGCCAUGCAGUGCUGGUGCACGCCUCCGUCGGGGUCGACAGGCACAGCAACACAGGCCAGACUCCUGACAUCCCUGCCAAGGCCAUGGUCGAGCCCAGAAACGAUCAGUUCGUGCUUUCUGACCCUCAGGAAAGAGGAACUAGUGACAAUGAGCGUGGGAAACGGUCAUCUACGUUCAGUGAUCUUACGAGGCCGCCGUUUACCUCGUAUCCUGCAGGAAACAUCGCUGGCUUUCCAGUAAGCCAUCCGAUUGAGGAACCUAAAACAGAGGCGUCUCAAACUGAGGAAACCAAACCCCCAGGCCCAUCUGGUAUGCCAGCCAUGACUUUGACCUCUGUUUCAGGAGAAUAUGAGUCAGAGAAAGCCCCGAAACUACUGCAGGACCCAGGGCAAAAGGGCUUCACCCUGGGCUGUGUGAAAAAGUCAAGGGAGAAGAAAUCCUGUCACAUGGCAGCUCAAACUGGCAAAUCGCCAGGGGCCAUGCCAGGAGUGACAGGUUCAGAGGAGGCCAAGAGGAAGCAAGAAACCUCAGGAAGUGGGCAUUUAGCUGAGGGAGUAAAGAAGAAAAUUCUGUCCAAGGUAGCAGCCCUGAGACUGAGAUUGGAAGAGAAGGAAAAUGUCAAAAAGAACUCGGUCUUUCUUAAAAAGAUCCCUAAACUGGAAACAUCGCUAUCACACACAGAUGAGAAAAAAGACCCCAAAAAGUCACCUUGCAAAAGAGAAGGAAAAGCUCCAAUUUUACUGAAAAAGAUCCAUGCUGAGAUGUUCCCUGAUCACUCUGGAAAUGUCAACUUAAGCUGCCAGUUUGCGGAAAUUCAUGAAGACUCUACUAUUUGGUGGACAAAAGAUUCCAAGUCAAUAGCCCAGGUACACAGAAGGGCAGGGGACAACUCAGCUGUUUCUUUGGCCAUCGUUCAAGCCGGCCAGAAAGACCAGGGCCUCUAUUAUUGCUGCAUCAAGAACAGUUACGGAAAAGUCACUGCUGAGUUUAACCUCACAGCUGAAGUUCUCAAACAGCUUUCAAGUCACCAGGAUAUUAAAGGUUGUGAAGAGAUUGAGUUCAGCCAGCUCAUCUUUCAAGAAGACUUCCUCAGUGACAGCUACUUUGGGGGCCAUCUGCGUGGUCAGAUUGCCACCGAGGAGCUGCACUUUGGAGAGGGAGUCCACCGCAAGGCCUUCCGCAGCAGGGUGAUGCAGGGCCUCACGCCUGUCUUCAAGCCUGGCCACGCCUGUGUGCUCAAGGUGCACAAUGCCAUUGCUUACGGGACCAGAAACAACGACGAGCUCGUCCAGAGGAACUAUAAACUUGCAGCCCAGGAGUGCUAUGUUCAAAACACAGCCAGACAUUAUGCCAAGAUCUAUGCUGCUGAAGCACAGCCUCUGGAAGGCUUUGGAGAAGUGCCAGAGAUCAUUCCUAUCUUUCUUAUCCAUCGGCCUGAGAACAACAUCCCUUAUGCAACAGUGGAGGAGGAGCUGAUUGGAGAAUUCGUGAAGUAUUCCAUCAGGGAUGGGAAAGAAAUAAACUUCUUGAGAAGAGACUCAGAGGCUGGUCAGAAAUGCUGUACCUUCCAGCACUGGGUAUACCAGAAAACAAGUGGCUGCCUCCUGGUCACGGACAUGCAGGGUGUAGGAAUGAAGCUGACGGAUGUCGGCAUAGCAACGCUGGCUAAAGGGUACAAAGGCUUUAAAGGCAACUGUUCCAUGACCUUCAUCGAUCAGUUUAAAGCACUACACCAGUGCAACAAGUAUUGUAAAAUGCUGGGGCUGAAAUCCCUUCAAAACAACAACCAGAAACAGAAGAAGCCAGGCCUCGGGAAAAGCAGAUUUCAGACAAACUCCACAACAGCGAAGAACACAGAGUCUGGGACGCCAGCAGAGAAGAAAAGCUAACCUCCCUUAUUAACUUCCGGCCACGCUAGCAGCACCCUGCCCCGUGAGUGAACAUCUGAGACACGCAGGAGCAAGUGCACAGCCCGCCGAGUGUGUGACAAGCCCCGUUCCCAGCUGACUGUGCUCCGAGAUGCUCCUAAGCCUCACUGCUGUCUUCGCUGAGACGAUUUCAGAACAGGAUUUGUGAAGAGACUUCUGGAGAAACAGAGUCACUUGCCCGUCUCAAAGACCGUCUACUCCUUGUGUACACGUUCAGGAUUUUUACCAGCCUCCCGUCACGUGUCUGUGUGUGUAUUUGCACAUGGUUGUGUUGUCAAAAGACUUGAUGGUGAGCAGGGCCUGUCCACAGCCCGAGCCCUUCCUGCCCCCAUUCCUAACUUCGGGAUUUCCACACACAUCCAGCUGCGAUGUGAAGAGAAAUCGUGGGUUCCCUCCGGGGUCCAGUUGUCGCCCUGGUAGCCAAUGUGCUUUUGUUGCUGGAGCAGGCUUCUGAAACGUGAAGCCACUUCCCUUCGUUAUUCACACAGCCAGUUACAAUUUGCUGUUUAACUAAAUUCCUAUAUAAACAAAAAGCGUAUGAUGUGUA